Molecule: messenger RNA, 1354 nt
Organism: Caenorhabditis sp. 36 PRJEB53466
Lineage: Eukaryota; Metazoa; Nematoda; Chromadorea; Rhabditida; Rhabditidae
Source: the annotation of a GenBank genome assembly
AUGAGAAACCCGCUCGUUUUUACUCUUCUUCUUCUUCUCCACUUUACAACAGGUAAUUCCAUUGAAAUAUUGUCGAUUCGCAUUUAUUGUUCAGUGUGUGCCUUCUCGGUCCUCGGGGACCACUAUCAAUACCGUGUGCACUACCUGACACCCAUACAAUAUUCGAGAUCUGACGACAACUUUGACGACGAGCCGCUGACGAAUUGUUGUACGGAAACGGCGAAACUUGAUGUGCAUUCGUACGGGCGCGACUUCAAAUUGAGACUGCAGCGGGCGUGCCAGACGGCGAAAGACGAGGAAUCGACUGGAAAUGCACAGUUUACGGACGGAGGAGCCGGGUGGCAGGGACAGUUGGAAGGUGAGUGGACUUUGAGGGACCGUAACAGAGUUAGCCACUUUCCUAAUGUUUCGUAAAGUUAUUGGGUGCAAUCUAGAGACCUAGUAGAGCAUUUUGUCAGUUGAUCACUUUUUUCUACCACUUUUCCUAAGCCUACUGUAGCGCUUGGAAGUUUGCUUACCAUUUAAGGGUCUCAUAACUUCCAUGAGCUACAGUAGGCUUAGAAAACGUUGUACAAGAAAGUGGUCAACUGGUAAAACAAAGUACUAGGUGUGUAGAUUGUGCUCAAACGUUUUUGGCACGAUUUGACGCACUCUAACUGUUAACCUUAUUCAAAGUUACUUCAACCUGGGUACUUCCAAUUUAAUUCGAGUAUAUCAUGUGUUUGUGACAGUAAACUAGGAUUCAAUUCAACUUUUUACUAGUUUAGCACGUUGAUUUACGGUUUCAGUAAACCUAUAACUUUACACUUUUGCAUGUUCAGUAUUCCUUUCAGUUGGACAAUAUUAAUAACUUUACGAAAUCGAGAGCAAUUUCAGUACAAUCACCAGCGAAUCAGUAUGGAAAUUUUGUAUCUUACUAAUACAGAAAAGACAAAUUUAACUCGAUCGCCAUAAAAGAUGUGAAAAAGGUGUCAACUGAUAAAAUGUGCACAAUUUACUGAUGAACAUUUUAGCAGUUGACAACUUUUCGAUAUCUCUACCGGCAGCAGAGUUACACACCGUAUUCCAGACGAGCCCACGUCUACAAUAGCGGGAGAGUUCAAAAACGGACUGUUCGUCGGAAUCAUAAUGACCGGGGAGCACAAAUUCAUUAUUGAGACCAAGACUCCGUAAGACAAGUCUAAGACUGUUUUUCGAUUAGUAAAGUGGGUUUUUUAGGCCCGACGAGAAGCCGUACUCUCUUUUGUUCCGAGUCCCACCCAGACGGACCGUCGAAGUGCACGUCUUCAGAAAAAGCGAAGAGGGCAGUGGCACUGAGGAUGUAGGCCUCGCAAGUGGAUCCGAGAUGGAGUGA